Molecule: messenger RNA, 2617 nt
Organism: Pyrgilauda ruficollis (rufous-necked snowfinch)
Lineage: Eukaryota; Metazoa; Chordata; Aves; Passeriformes; Passeridae
Gene: BMAL1
Product: aryl hydrocarbon receptor nuclear translocator like
Exons: 18
Coding region: 282-2087 (601 amino acids)
Biological process (GO): circadian rhythm; regulation of transcription by RNA polymerase II
Cellular component (GO): nucleus; cytoplasm; aryl hydrocarbon receptor complex
Molecular function (GO): protein dimerization activity; RNA polymerase II cis-regulatory region sequence-specific DNA binding; DNA-binding transcription factor activity, RNA polymerase II-specific
Source: RefSeq, a predicted model, not a curated record
AGAGGGGGUUUGUGCAAAGACCAGAGCAUGGUAAAAAGGGCUACAAAGGAGGCGGUGCCAGAGAUUCCUUCUGCCCAAAGUUUGGUCCAUUGGAGAUGCACAUCCCAACAGCUAACCCUUUGGAUGGAUGGAUGAAGCUUCUACACUUUGUUUUUGAAAGUAAUUGACCGACAGAACAUGAGGCAAGGAAGAGUUCUGAGGUUAUCAGCUGCUUUGGGCUGAGCAUCAUCAUCUUUGCCCAAGUGGAUUUAGGCUUCCAAGACAGGCCUUCAGACAGUCCAAUGGCAGACCAAAGGAUGGACAUAUCUUCUACAAUUAGUGACUUUAUGUCACCAGACCCUGCUGACUUGAUCUCCAGUUCCCUUAGCACUUCAGGAAUGGACUGUAAUAGGAAAAGAAAGGGAAGCUCAACUGAUUAUCAACUCGAUGGCUUUCCUUUUGAGGAAGGUAUGGAUACAGAUAAAGAUGACCAGCAUGGAAGAUUGGAGUAUGCAGACCAACAAGGCAGGAUAAAAAAUGCAAGGGAGGCUCACAGCCAGAUCGAGAAGAGGCGCAGGGACAAGAUGAACAGCUUCAUAGACGAGCUGGCCUCGCUGGUGCCCACGUGCAACGCCAUGUCCCGCAAGCUGGACAAGCUCACCGUGCUCAGGAUGGCUGUCCAGCACAUGAAAACACUUCGUGGUGCUACAAACCCAUAUACAGAAGCAAACUACAAGCCUGCUUUUCUAUCAGAUGAUGAAUUAAAACAUCUUAUUCUCAGGAAUGAUUUGAUUGGUCAAAGUUUAUUUGAUUAUCUCCAUCCUAAAGACAUUGCCAAAGUGAAGGAGCAGCUCUCUUCUUCUGACACUGCGCCACGAGAAAGACUUAUAGAUGCAAAAACCGGACUCCCGGUCAAGACGGACAUCACGCCCGGGCCCUCGCGGCUCUGCUCUGGGGCACGGCGCUCCUUCUUCUGCAGGAUGAAGUGCAACAGGCCCUCUGUCAAGGUAGAAGACAAGGAUUUCCCUUCAACCUGCUCGAAGAAGAAAGAUCGCAAAAGCUUUUGCACUAUUCAUAGCACAGGCUACUUAAAAAGCUGGCCUCCAACAAAGAUGGGCCUGGAUGAAGACAACGAGCCAGACAACGAGGGCUGUAACCUGAGCUGCCUUGUUGCCAUCGGGAGGCUCCAUCCGCACGUGGUGCCGCAGCCGGCGAACGGCGAGAUCCGGGUGAAGCCCACGGAGUACGUGUCCCGGCACGCCAUCGACGGCAAGUUCGUCUUCGUAGAUCAGAGGGCAACAGCCAUCCUGGCAUACUUACCCCAGGAACUUCUAGGUACUUCGUGUUAUGAAUACUUUCAUCAAGAUGAUAUAGCACAUCUUGCAGAAUGUCACAGACAAGUUUUGCAGACAAGAGAAAAAAUUACAACUAACUGCUACAAGUUUAAAAUAAAAGAUGGCUCUUUUAUUACGUUGCGGAGUCGCUGGUUCAGUUUCAUGAACCCUUGGACCAAAGAAGUAGAAUACAUUGUCUCCACAAACACAGUCGUUUCCACCACGGUCCUGGACAGCGGGGACGCGGCCUUUCCCCAGCUGGCAGCGUCCCCACACAGCAUGGACAGCGUGCUCCAGGCUGGAGAAGGUGGCCCCAAAAGGACCCAUCCCACUGUGCCUGGAAUUCCAGGUGGAACAAGAGCUGGGGCAGGUAAAAUAGGGAGGAUGAUUGCUGAAGAAAUCAUGGAGAUUCACAGGAUAAGGGGAUCAUCACCUUCCAGCUGUGGCUCAAGUCCCCUGAACAUCACCAGCACCCCCCCACCCGACACAUCCUCGCCAGGAGGGAAGAAGAUCUUGAAUGGUGGCACUCCAGACAUUUCUUCAGCUGGGCUGCUGUCUGGGCAAAUCCAGGAUAAUUCUGGCUACCCGUAUUCCGACAACUCCUCUAUCCUGGGGGAGAACUCCCACAUCGGCAUGGACAUGAUCGACACGGAGCAGGGCUCCAGCAGCCCCAGCAACGACGAGGCGGCCAUGGCGGUCAUCAUGAGCCUGCUGGAGGCCGACGCGGGGCUCGGCGGCCCCGUGGACUUCAGCGACCUGCCCUGGCCCCUGUGAGCAACCCACAGCCAAGUGCAUUUACUGCUGCAGCUCCGCACUCUGGGAAACGCGUGGGACUGAGAGGCUUUUAUGUGGGAACUUCAUAAAAGCUGUGUCAGAAUGCAACUCAUCCUACCAUGUGUAACUUCAGACAAAGUGGAAUAACCUGCUACAGUGUUCUGUGUUGAUUUGGUUAGCUGUGUAUAGCUUGCAAUACUUGUAUAUUUUGGAUUCUGUUGUUUGAAAUUUUUUUUAAAUCACUGUGCGACUCACUGGCAUCAGUGGUAGCUUUUAUAUGCAAAUGACCAUUUCAGAUGUAUGGUGUGUUUUUACACUGCAAAACAGUCCCCAUGUGGAUAUUUCUUAUACUAAUUGUACCAUAAAGCUGUUUAUUCUUUCUUGUAAGAAUCCUUUACUAUAAAUAUUGUUAAAGUGUAAUGUAUUAGACAGUUAAAUAUUUUUAAAAUAAAUGUUUCCCUUGUUCUAAGAUGGAGCAUUUACUUUGAUAAAUAAAUUUGAUAAAACCCUGCUGAAGGUGCAUGCUAGAA